UUAUUGUUGAAUUUCAGCUCCACUGCUACAUCGGGUCCAGGUGGUACCACACAAAUUGUUGCAAUAGAUAGUAAAAUUGAACAAGCAAUGGAUUUGGUAAAAACACAUUUAAUGUUCGCUGUUCGAGAAGAAGUUGAACUAUUAAGAGCGAAAAUAAUCGAAUUAGAGGCAACGAUUCUACAACUGGAAGCCGAAAAUUCCAUUCUCAAAGAACAUGUUCCUGAUGAUGUUUUGAAUAAAUUGAAUGCAGCAACGACAACGUCAACCGCAACUGUACAAUAA
Dracunculus medinensis (Guinea worm) is the source of this 282-nucleotide messenger RNA. Lineage: Eukaryota; Metazoa; Nematoda; Chromadorea; Rhabditida; Dracunculidae. The record is from the annotation of a GenBank genome assembly.